This is a messenger RNA of Fonticula alba, 1762 nucleotides long. RefSeq lists its product as hypothetical. The record is from RefSeq and is a predicted model, not a curated record. The transcript has 6 exons. Lineage: Eukaryota; Rotosphaerida; Fonticulaceae. Gene Ontology annotation, molecular function: amino acid transmembrane transporter activity. Bases 70 to 1635 code for a protein of 521 amino acids. Gene Ontology annotation, biological process: amino acid transmembrane transport.
CCCCGCCUCCCCGCCCCCUACCCCCAGCCACGCACGCGCAGGCAGGAUACACCCCCUUCGUGCCACACCAUGUCCGCGGCCUCCGACACUGCCCCCGAUGACCAGUCGGUCACCUUCGACACGGCUGGGCUGAGCUUUGCCUCCGGGGAAGCCCGGCCCUUCGGCGACCCGACCCCCGCCGGCAGCCCCGGCCUGCUGGCGUCCGACGCGGGCCCCGGCCUGCGGCCCUCGCAAACCGAGUACUCCAGCCUCCUGGAUGGCGAUGUGUCCGGCUCCGGCGACGCCUCCCAAGCUGGGCAGAAGUUCAGCGACGUGUACGACUUCGAGUCGGACCUGCAGGAGCGCCUCGACGCCACGAGCACCAUCUUCAACGACGAAAACAUCGUCCCCAGCGACUCGACCCUGCGCGUGGCCGAGGGCGUGGCGCGCAUGCGCUUCUCCGUCUUCAACCUGGUCAACACCAUUGUCGGCGGCGGCCUCCUGUCUCUGCUCUUCGCCAUGCGCCUCCUCGGCAUUGUCCUCGGCCCGAUGGCCCUGGCGGUUGUCUGCGUGGGGUCCAUCUUCUCGCUCCACCUGCUGACCGAAUGCGGCGAGCUGGCCCUGCUCAAGUCCCGGGCCUCCUACAGUGUCCUGGCCCGGCUGGCCCUCGGCCGCAUUGGGCUCCUCUACUCGGACAUUUGCAUGAUUCUCUCCUGCUUCGGCGUGGCCACCUCCUACUUGGUGAUUUUCGGCGACACGAUCGCCCCGCUGAUCGCCUCCUCGGACCCCACCUCCGGCGGCAUGUCCUUCACCACCACGCACCGGAUGCUGGUCGGGUGUGCCCUGCUGGUGGUCCUGCCGCUGUCCUCGCUCCGGCACCUGAACGCCCUGCGCCACUUCAGCCUCUUCGCCAUCACCGCCUCCCUCUUCUUCAUUGUUUGCGUUGUCGUGCGCAGUGUCCAGGAGAUGGUCACCGUGGGCUUCACCGACUGUGCCACCACCACCGCCGGCUGUCCGGAGUACUUCAACACCAACCCCAGCCAGAUGCUCAGUGCCAUUCCGCUCAUCUGCUUCGCCUUCACCUGCCAAAUGAACUUCUUCAGCACCUAUGGAGAGAUGAAGCUGCCCAACACCCGGCGCAUCCACAAGGUCAUCAACCGUGCCAUGAUCGUGGCCAUUUCCGUCUACCUGGUGGCCUCGGUUUUCGGGUACCUGCACUUCCGCGCGGACAUCCUGAGCAACAUCCUGCUCAAUUACCCGGCCGACGAUAUGCUCCUGCUGUUUGGCCGGAUCGCCAUCGCGAUCGAAAUUCUCCUCGGCGCCCCGAUGGCCGUGCACCCCCUGCUGGCCACCCUUGACCGCCUGCUCUUCCCGGACAAGGAAUUCUCCUGGACCCGUCGUAUCAUCUCGCUGCUGGUGGUUUUCUCCCUGGCCGUGACCCUGGCCAUGACGGUGGCCGACAUUGGCUUCCUCUUCGGCUUGACUGGUGCCACUGCCUCCACGUCCAUUGCCUUCAUCCUGCCGGCCCUUUUCUACAUUCGACUGUCCUCGAACCAGCCCCUCUGGAAGGGCAAGCGCCUGGCGGCCCUGGUGCUGGCCGUGGUCGGCGUGGCCCUCUCCAUCGCGGCCACCGUGGCAACCAUCAUGGAGAAGUGACAGCUCGGCCUUCUGCCCACCACCCAUUCGCCCGCUCUCAGUGCGGGCCCCCCCUGUUCCCCGGCAUUGGCUGGCUGCCUGCCUGCUGCGCUCUGAGCGGGGUCCCCUCCCCCUCCCCCUCCCUCCC